UAGUUUUAUGGUAUCUCUCUGUACAGGCUAUGGGCAAACUUAGGGGGCUGUUCCUGCUGAAUUGUGCUUAGUACAGGGGAAUCCCUAUGUGCCAUAGUUACUGUAUCGCUAUGGAGGGUCUGAGGAGGUCGGGCAGGCUGUUUCUAGUAUUGACAUGUUCCAUUACCAACCACCUACCUCCCUUGCUGACUUGCUAUAAGGGGUCCCUCUGUGACUGGGGGCUGUGACAGUAGAGGAUAAUGGAGUUUUGUGCAAGGCAGAAUCUUCUUGUUCCGUCAGUAUCACCUUAAAAUCCAGGGAUAUUUUUUCAUUACAUAUUUAAAGGGAAUAUUAAAUAAAAAAAAGCUUUGGCAGCCCCUAAAUUGGGGUUUUUCCCCUUUAAAUGAAUGAUUAGUGAUGGGACAAUCUGCAUUAUGUUCCGCGGCCCCCCAGACUGGGAUUGGCACCCCGGCCCCCGUAAGUGUACCCCAGUCUGUAACAUACACGGGCCCCUGGCUCCAACAUAUUCCAGUGCCAAAUCAAAGGCGGCGGUGCUGCUGGGUUCCCAUUGGGCAGUGAGGCAGGCAUCGGGGGCAAAUAACCCAGCUGGCACAGCCUACAUCCUUUUCUUUUACGAUUGGUCAAAACAUUUAUUUGAGAGUGAACUUCCCCUUUAAACAAGAGACUUCUGUGCAAAGUAGUGAGUUUGGGGGAAACGUUGGUUCCUGCCGUACAUCUCAGUAUUAAUGUCAUUAUUGCCCCUGUCGGCCCCCCAUCUGUUAGAGGCAGGGGGGCAGCAAUAAAUGUAGCCCCCCCCCCCACACACCUUUAUCUUGUAUUAAGCACAAUGAACUGGGGGUUCUGACCUAUGAAUGGGGCAGUUGUGUGUAACAUUGUAUCAUUAAACUGAAGAACCAAAGAGAAACCGUAUUGUGAGGCCUCAUUGCAUCUGUUUGCCCCCCCCCCCCGCGGGGGCCCCCCCGCUGCACUGUAUCAUCAUAGGGAUUCGCUUACCCCCAGACGCAUUCACUGCGGGGUAUAUAUUGCUCAGCAUUAUUAUAAUAGGGCCCUUAGCAACUGCCCCCUGCAGGGUUCUGGGAAUGCCCCUCCCAGGGGCAGAUUCAAGGUUGGUAGCGCCCCAGUAUCAGGGGGCAACACUGGCUGCCAACUUAUUGAUUCUGUAGCUGAUUGGUCAGUGCGACGACCAUAUAGGGACAUGGCCUGUAGCCAAACCCUCAGUGGCCAAAUUGGGCAAGAGAAGAUCCAGUAGAUCUACCCCCUGUGCCAGUCGGGCUUCUUUAUAGUAUUAUAUGAGCUGUGGCACCGCCUGUGCCCGGGCAGCCACUCAGGUUGGCAUAGGGCUAAACGGCUCAGGGUACAUAGCAGAUGAUGGAUAAGCUGUGUAGAAUCCCAUUGUGUUAUACGGAGCGGGUUCUUGGCCCCCAGAUACACCCAAAAGCCACCCCCACCCUCUGAACAGAUUUGCUUGUUACCCCCCCCCCCCCCCUGUGCUUAAGCAGAGGAGCCACAGGGGAUUGUGGGAGUUGUGGUACCCAAUGGGGCGGAGACAUAACUAUAUAUAGGGGGGGAGGGGGGACUGGUUGUUCUGGGCUCUCAAAAUAUUUCCCUUCGGGGGAAGGGGGGGCAGAAGGCCCCAGUCACUCAUAUUCCCCCCCCCCCUUACCAUCAGAAUAACUGCCCCCCGGAGGCAACACCCCGGUACCCUCUCUGAUUCCCGCUAGUCUCCUCCGUUGCUAUAGCGACCGCGCAUCUCUUCUUUGGUGGACGCGCCCCGCCUUGUUCUAUUCCCCUCCCCGUAUGGGCGUGGCCAUCCAUGGCCAAGGAACCCCGCCCACCGAGCCGUCCCCUCCCAAGUGGGUGUUCCUAUCUGCUCCCUUCCAGCCCGCAGCUUCCCUCCCCCAGAGGGCGUGUCCCCUAGCCCCUCCCACCAGCAGGCGGCUCGUACAGGCCGGUGUCAUGGAUGCGCUGCGAUCGGCGGGGAGAGCGAUCCUGAGGAGCCCGAGUAUCGGCCGGAACAGCCAGCGUCUGCCGCGGCACCACAGUGAGACCCGGGGGGAGCUGCCAGAGAACUGGACGGACACCAAGGAGACCCUGUUGGAGGGGGUGGUGUUCCAGCUGAAGUACCUGGGCAUGACUCUGGUGGAGAAACCCAAAGGAGAAGACAUGGCAGCGGCAGCUAUCCGCCGGAUCAUUGUCAUGGCCCGCAGCAGCGCCAAGAAGCUCCAGAAGGUGAUUGUAACCGUGACCCCCGGGGGGCUCUCCCUGCAGGAUGGGGAGACGAGUCAGCUGAUAGACAACGUGUCAAUAUACAGGAUCUCCUACUGUACCACGGAUAAAGUGCAGGACAAGGUGUUUGCCUACGUGGCCCAGAAUCAGGCCAGCGAGUCGCUGGAGUGCCAUGCCUUCCUCUGCCCCAAGAAGAAGCUGGCCCAGGCAGUGACUCUCACCGUGGCGCAGGCAUUUAAAGUGGCUCUGGACUUGUGGGAAUCUGCCCACGAAGGGAAGGAGCAGCCCUCCCCGUGUCGGAUGUCGGAGGCAGCUUCGCUAGGCGAGACCCCCGGGGCCCAGGCAGGUGGGGCAAAUGGCAGUUUUUGCCCCUCAGUCUCCUCACACACGCGGGAUGGGCGCCUUCUGCAGAUGGACUCUCAGGAGGAGGAGGAGGAGGAGGAGGAUGAUCUCAUUGCUUUGGAUGAAGCCUUCACCAGGCUGGCAGAGCCCUGGGCGCCAGUGACAUUGGGCCAAUCUCGGUACCCGGUGGGGCAGAAGGUUCCGGCCCAGAGCGGCCCCCAAUGGAAUUUACUUGAAUUGGAUCCUGUAGCUGUGACUGUGGUUCUUUAUCCAAUCGGAUGUCUUCUCCCUGUGAUUGGUUGUGUGUCAGCUCAGCGGUUGGUUGGCUCCUGUGACCCAACAUGAGGGGGAGGUGCUUGCUGAAGCUGGAACCAGCCGUUUAUAUUUGUACAUUGUAUUCGACAGAGCAGAGCUCUCACCUCCCAACCCCCCAGCGCUGAUGGGGAAUCACUAACGGGUCCUGGCCCUCCUCCAUUCCCCCUGUUGGGCCCUCCUCCAUUCCCCCUGUUGGGCCCUCCUCCAUUCCCCCUGUUGG
Molecule: messenger RNA, 3103 nt
Organism: Xenopus tropicalis (tropical clawed frog)
Lineage: Eukaryota; Metazoa; Chordata; Amphibia; Anura; Pipidae
Product: low density lipoprotein receptor adapter protein 1-like
Exons: 9
Coding region: 1798-2913 (371 amino acids)
Cellular component (GO): cytoplasm
Source: RefSeq, a predicted model, not a curated record